UCUCGUUCUGUGUGAAGACAACUCAGAAUUGAAGUUUGCUGCAGCGCAGUGUAAACAUCUGGACCAAUUGCUUUCCCCGCAAUUCCCUACCCCAGCUACCCCUCACAGCCAUGUCCUUGAGUGCACGAACUGCUUCACGCGCUCUGCGCGCGGCGAAGCCUUCGGCAGCGCGCCCCUUUGCCUCUGUACAAGCAUGCAGCUACUCUUCUUCCUCUGAGCCAGAUCUCAAGGAGACUUUCAAGAAAGUUCUGCCUGCGAAGCGCGAACUGCUCAAGAAGGUUAAGGCGCAGGCCGACAAGAAGCUCGGCGAUGUCAAGGUUGAGAAUGCGCUUGGUGGAAUGAGAGGCCUGAAGGCUAUGGUCUGGGAGGGAUCCGUUCUCGACGCCAACGAGGGUAUCCGCUUCCAUGGCAAGACCAUCAAGGACUGCCAAAAGGAGCUUCCCAAGGGCACUUCCGGCACUGAAAUGCUUCCCGAGGCUAUGUUCUGGCUGCUUCUCACAGGAGAGGUUCCUUCCGUAUCCCAGACUCGCGUUCUCUCUCGUGAGCUUGCUGAGAAGGCUGGCAUCCCCAAAUUCGUCGAGAAGAUGCUCGACGACUUCCCCAAGGACCUCCACCCGAUGACACAAUUCGCAUGCGCCGUCUCAGCAUUGAACUAUGAGUCGAAGUUCGCAAAGGCGUACGAGAAGGGCAUCAACAAGGCUGAUUACUGGGAGCCGACUUUCGACGACAGCAUCAGCUUGCUCGCAAAGCUGCCAACCAUCGCUGCAAAGAUCUACCAGAACGCGUACCGCGGUGGAGGUGCCCUCCCAGCCCAGGUCGACCUGGAGCAAGAUUGGGCGUACAACUUCGCUGCCAUGCUGGGCAAGUCCGGCAAGGAGAACGAGGGCUUCCAAGAUCUCCUCCGCCUGUACCUUGCUCUGCACGGUGACCACGAGGGUGGUAACGUCUCUGCACACACCACUCACUUGGUCGGAUCCGCGCUCAGUGACCCCUUCCUCAGCUACAGUGCCGGUCUGCAGGGUCUUGCUGGUCCUCUCCACGGUCUAGCUGCCCAGGAAGUGCUCCGCUUUAUCAUCGACAUGCAGAAGACUGUCGGUACAAAGUUCUCUGACAAGGAUGUCACCGACUUCCUCUGGAGCGUCCUCAAGUCUGGUCGUGUCAUUCCCGGUUACGGCCACGCUGUGCUGAGGAAGCCUGACCCGCGUUUCGAGGCUUUGAUGGACUUCGCCAAUGCUCGACCCGACAUUGCGGCGAACCCCGUCUACCAGCUCGUCAAGAAGAACUCUGAAGUCGCUCCUGGUGUGCUUACUGAGCACGGAAAGACUAAGAACCCCUACCCCAACGUCGACUCCUCUUCUGGUGUCCUAUUCCACCACUACGGAUUCACAGAGACUCUGUACUACACUGCGACAUUCGGUGUCAGCCGUGGUCUCGGCCCUCUUGCACAACUCAUCUGGGACCGAGCACUGGGUCUGCCCAUUGAGCGCCCCAAGUCCAUCAACCUCCAGGGCAUCCUUGACCAGGUAGGCGCAUAGAGGAAACAGCAAGCAAAACGAGCAUGCCGAAACGAACGUCUUAUAGAUAUGAUGCAGAUCCAAUGAAGAAUGAAAUGUGAUUUCGAAGU
Messenger RNA from Parastagonospora nodorum SN15, 1624 nucleotides. RefSeq lists its product as hypothetical. The transcript is spliced from 5 exons. Gene Ontology annotation, molecular function: 2-methylcitrate synthase activity. Bases 111 to 1535 code for a protein of 474 amino acids. Gene Ontology annotation, biological process: carbohydrate metabolic process; tricarboxylic acid cycle. The record is from RefSeq and is a predicted model, not a curated record. Gene Ontology annotation, cellular component: mitochondrial matrix. Lineage: Eukaryota; Fungi; Ascomycota; Dothideomycetes; Pleosporales; Phaeosphaeriaceae.